Molecule: messenger RNA, 729 nt
Organism: Leishmania braziliensis MHOM/BR/75/M2904
Lineage: Eukaryota; Euglenozoa; Kinetoplastea; Trypanosomatida; Trypanosomatidae
Product: amastin-like surface protein-like protein
Exons: 1
Coding region: 1-729 (242 amino acids)
Source: RefSeq, a predicted model, not a curated record
AUGCGUGUGUGUGUGUACCACAUCGGCAUCCGCUACCCCCACCCCACAUCUCCCUAUUUCUUCUCUUCAACUCGUUACACUGAAAUAACUCCUACUCGUCGCCACGAGCUCUCUCUUUUUUUUCAUCACCCCCCCCCCCACCCCACACCCCACUCCAUAAACCCCAUACACAUACCAAAGGAUACUUCACAGCCGCCGCACAUAACCAUGAGCGCCCUUCAUCCGCUUAUCGGCGCCAUCAUUUCAAUAGCUCUUCAGUUUCUCGUGUUUCUCUUUGUUCUCGUCGCCACACCCAUUUCGCAGAUCGAAUCCGUGUUCGGCCCGGGGUGCUUUACCUUCUUUGGAUUCAAAUCGCAUUGCAGCUCACUUAGCGUUGACACGACAGGAACAGCUGCCUUUGGCUGCGCGCAGCGCCGCAACAACAUGAACGGUGGCGCCGUCUUCGCCAUCAUCUCCCUCUUCACAACACUUGCGGCACUCGUGCUUGCCGUCAUGUUGCUACUACGCAUCCCAUGCAUGGUGCCUUUUGCUCUCCUCUUCGCCGGCUUAUCCGUUUUCACAAUUCUGAUCAGCUGGGCUUGCGUGGCCGGCGCAUUCACCAUCAAAAUGUGCGGCGAUCGGUGGAGCAAUUUUGCCAUGAAAUACGGCCCGGGCUUUGGGCUUAUGGUAACAGCGUGGUGCCUUCAGAUUGCCAACGUGGUGGUGCUCAGCAUCAUUUCCUUCGGCUAA